Molecule: messenger RNA, 1524 nt
Organism: Olea europaea var. sylvestris
Lineage: Eukaryota; Viridiplantae; Streptophyta; Magnoliopsida; Lamiales; Oleaceae
Product: homeobox protein SBH1-like
Exons: 4
Coding region: 328-1392 (354 amino acids)
Biological process (GO): regulation of DNA-templated transcription
Cellular component (GO): nucleus
Molecular function (GO): DNA binding; DNA-binding transcription factor activity, RNA polymerase II-specific
Source: RefSeq, a predicted model, not a curated record
GUGGGGGUUUUCAUCGGGGAAGGGAAAGCCUUGCAAAUAAGUUAAAUGGGCAAUCCGUUCUUCUCUGCCAACACCGCGUGCUAUCCGUAAAUCUUUACAUCUUCUCUCUCUCUCCUCAUAAAAUUCUUUUGCUGUUAAACAGAUUACUUUCUCAGACAACUAUUUAGGAUUUUCUUUAAAAGGCUGAAACCAGUAGCAUAAAACUCGGGAGACGAACACUCAAAAAGAGAUAGAAGAAAGAAGAAAGAAACAGAUAGCUCAUGCAAAAGGGAGCAAAUAGGAGUGAGACAGAUAUAUAACAUCAUAUUGUAAGUAAGUGUGUGUGAAAUGGAGGUUGGUGGUUCCAGUAGCAAUUCAUGUUUGAUAGCUUUUGGGGACAACUUUAAUGCUUUGUGUCCUACGAUGAUGAUGCCUUCGAUGACCUCUCAUAAUGCAGACAGCAAUACCCUAUUUCUCCCUCUUCUUCCCACCAACAACAAUCAAAACCUAAAUCUUCACAAAAGCCCUGGUAAUUCUUCUGUCAUGGUCGAGGAACAAAAUAACAGUGCCAAUACCAACAAUAAUCCAAGCACUGGGUAUUAUUUUAUGGAGCCGGUCUAUAGCAACAACGAUGGAGAACGGUCUUUCAAGGCAAAGAUCAUGGCUCAUCCUCAUUACCAUCGUCUUGUGACUGCCUAUGUUAAUUGUCAAAAGAUAGGAGCGCCUCUUGAAGUGGUGGCGAGACUUGAAGAAGCAUGUGCAUCUGCUGCUGCAGUGGGCCGCAAUGGCACAAGCUAUAUCGGUGAAGAUCCAGCGCUCGACCAAUUUAUGGAGGCUUACUGUGAAAUGUUGACAAAGUAUGAGCAAGAACUUUCUAAACCAUUGCACGAAGCCAUGCUUUUUCUUUCAAGAAUCGAAUCCCAGUUUAAAGCUUUCACUCAAUCCUCUAAUUCUGCUUGUCCUGAGGCAAUGGAUAAAAGUGGUUCAUCUGAAGAGGAGGUUGAUGUAAAUUAUAGUUUCGGAGACCCUCUGGCAGAAGAUCAGGAACUAAAAUGUCAGCUCUUGCGAAAAUACAGUGGAUACUUGGGCAGCCUCAAGCAGGAGUUUAUGAAGAAAAGGAAGAAAGGUAAGCUGCCCAAAGAAGCCAGACAACAGUUGCUAGAGUGGUGGAGCAGGCACUACAAAUGGCCAUAUCCAUCGGAAUCACAGAAGCUGGCACUUGCUGAAUCAACAGGACUGGAUCAGAAGCAAAUAAACAAUUGGUUCAUUAACCAAAGGAAGAGGCACUGGAAACCUUCAGAAGACAUGCAGUUCGCGGUAAUGGAUGCUGCUGCCGCUGCACAUUCACAUUAUUACAUGGACAAUGUUUUAGGAAAUCGUUUUUCAAUGGAUAUUUCACCAUCCCUUCUCUGAGAAUUCCUUGUUCUUAAAUUGAAUGCACUUGUAAAUCAAAAUGCAUUAACUGGUAUUAGUUGCAUACUCUGCUAGAAGUCUGAAAACUGAGGCUGUAAUAUUUCCUGAUUAUGGAUUUAUUUUCUUUUGCAA